AACUCGAGGAUUGUAGCGCGCCCGCGUAGCCGCGUAGCCAGUGCCGCCGCGACGUCGUACAGCGUCAGACGUGUAGCGCUACGCCGCUACGCCGCUACUACGAGCCAGCCAUACAUUCGGGCCAAGUCGGAACCGGCUCGCUCCGACUUAGUGUUGUGACUAAACUGUGACCGUGUCUGUGUUUUAUUCUCGUGUUCCGUUAAUGUUUUCCCAAUAAUUGAUUUGUUUUACAGAUAUCAAUCUACGUCAACAAAAUGCAGUGAAACAAUGUACCAUCAGUCUACAGAAACACAUUCAAAGCGGACUGAAUGACGUCAUCGUAACAGAGUAUGAGGUGAUAGUACAAGUGACAUUUCCAAGAUGGCGAUGGUAAUUUCGCAGACGACGAAAGCUGCUAUUGGUGGGUUCCUGGCUCUGAUGAUUCUGGGGGCAGUUCUUGUUGUUGGUGCUGCUGUUGGGUGGUUUGAUCCUAGAAGAGAAGAUGAGGAUACUCCUGCUAAAGUCAGUGCUAGACUUCAAGGGAGAACUUCUUUUGUUACACAUCGUGCUGUAAACCCAGAUGAGAACAGACUGGCUGUCGUGUCACACACAUCGCCGUUUUUCACUGGCGAUAAAGGAGAGAAAGGAGAUAAUACAUUGGGGCCAGGACAAUGCAGAUGUAGUUUGAAUGACAUCUCUCAGAUUUUGGAAGUGAUGCCAGAACUAAAAGGUCCACCAGGUCCGCAGGGAGCUACUGGAGCUGACGGAACCACUGGUGCUCCUGGGAAAACGGGACAAAUGGGUGAGUCGGGCCCGCCUGGGCCUGUGGGGCCAAAAGGAGAUAGAGGAGAGAGGGGCGAGACUGGUGCACCAGGUCCUGAAGGGCUAACGGGGCCUAAAGGGGAUCCUGGUUCAGAUGGAGCACCUGGUCUACAAGGACCACCUGGCCCACCGGGCCCACCUGCACCUAUAACGUCAGCAUUAAUAGAAUCAACGGGAUUAUACGGGUCCAGUAAUCCAGGGAUACUUGGAGAGAGGGGUCCAAUGGGCCUCCCGGGUCCUCAAGGAGAAAGAGGAUAUCAAGGGAAUAAGGGCGAGAGAGGAUUACAUGGCCCUAAGGGCGACAAAGGAGAAAGGGGCUACGUCGGCCUGAGAGGGCCACAUGGCGCGAAGGGAGAGCGAGGCCAACCCGGGCGCGAUGGCACGCCGGGCCUGCCGGGCCCUCACGGGCGCCCUGCCGAAAAAGGCGAAAAAGGUGCUCGCGGUCUCCCCGGCCCGCCAGGACCAGCCGUCCCAGUUCUAUCUGAAAACGCUAUAUCAACUGACGUCACGCGCACAGAAGCGGCGCUCUUGAAAGGCGGAAAGGGCGAUAGAGGGGAGAAAGGAGACAAGGGUGAAAAAGGUCUUCGAGGGAUGGAAGGUCCCCAAGGCUUUCCGGGGACAGAUGGCAAGCCAGGGGAACGUGGUGAUAUUGGACCAUCUGGUUUACCUGGAACACAAGGUCCUCAGGGUCUUAAUGGGCCAAAAGGAGACAAAGGAGACGCUGGUCCACCAGGACCUGUUGCGAUAUCAAGAGAUGAAGCGUUGGUACUGACGAAGGGAGAUAAAGGUGAUACAGGACCGAGAGGUAAACGUGGACAUCCAGGUCCACCUGGGCCUAGGGGACCACCUGGUCUUCCAGGGCCACCAGGGACCCCAGGCAGUAAUGGAAGACUUGGAGAUAUAGGGCUGCCAGGAUGGACGGGCGCGCCCGGGGCCGUCGGCCAGCCAGGCGCACCCGGCCCGAAAGGUGAAAAAGGAGACCCUGGCGGAACCCCACUUGACUUAGAAAAGGUGAAAGGUGAGAAAGGUGAUCGAGGGUAUGAUGGGGCGCCUGGUCCGCCGGGAAAGGAGGGGCCCAGAGGUCCACCAGGGCCGCCAGGGGCCCCGGCAACUAAUAUCCAAUACAUGACCGUCCCUGGCCCCCCGGGACCUCCGGGGCCACCGGGACCGCCCGGCGUGUAUCCAAAUGAAAUGCCAGAUACAUUGACCGAUAGCCCUGGAAUUAAUCGUCACGAACCUUCCGGAGGAAAACAACGGGAUCCUCUACAAAUUAUAAGAAACUUGAACCAUCUGGUACAAUACCGCCAGGAGCAAUACGCGUUCAGAGAUCCGUUGGACCCUCUAGGAGAUUCGGGGGAUUUUGAGGAUGAUGAAGAUGGAAGAGCCAUAGUUGGAACUAUUUUGUUCAAGACUACAGAUUCUUUGAUUCGGCUCGGAACAAGCAGCCCACUAGGCACUUUGGCGUAUGUCAUUCAAGAGCAAGCGUUGCUAGUCCGGGUCAACAACGGCUGGCAGUAUGUAGCGAUGGGGUCUUUGUUGGCUAUACAUACCCCGCCAGCUGGAGGACCCACUCGAUCGCCUUUGCAGAACAUUCUAGAGACUUCGAGUUUAGUACAUCAUAAGAAUCCUGCUAUAGAGGGGCCUGUGUUACGCCUGGCUGCUCUGAAUGAGCCUCAUACAGGGGAUAUGCAUGGAGUUAGCAGUAGUAAUUAUGAGUGCAGAAGACAAUCCUUAAGGGCCAACAUGGAUGGCACUUUUAGAGCCUUUAUAUCGUCUAGGGUUCAAACAAUAGAUUCUAUCGUAAGUUGGGUAGAUAGAGAGAUCCCAGUAGUGAAUACGAGAGGCGAUGUGCUGUUCAAUUCUUGGGGCGAGAUGUUUGAUGGGUCAGGAGCCCUCUUCGCCCACGCUCCCAGGAUCUACAGCUUUAGUGGGCAGAAUGUGCUGAUGGAUCCUGGAUGGCCUACUAAAGCGGUGUGGCAUGGCGCUAACCCGAAUGGUGAGCCAGCAAUGGAUGCGUACUGCGAUGCUUGGCACAGCAGUAGUCCAGACAAGUUUGGGCUCGCAUCUUCGCUUCGUUCCAAUAAGCUUUUAGACCAAGAAACAUAUUCAUGCAGUAGUAGAUUAAUAGUUUUAUGCGUGGAAGCAACGCCUGUAGAUACAGUAAGAAGAAAAAAACGAUCGAAGUACCACAACGCCUCAGAGAAAAUGCAAUUUUUAAAUGACAUUGAAGAAAGAAACGAAACUAGGCGAAAGUUAUAGACAUUGAAUAGCUAUUGAUAUUAGAGUUUAAGUAAAAAAAAAAUGUGAAGACUGUAAAUAAUUGUAUGUAGAUAAAACGUUCUCGUAAAGCAAUGAUUCCGGUGGAACAUAUCGACAAUAUUAUCAUCUCAAGUUAAAUAAAUGACGCAUUUUCAUUUAUAUUAAACUCUUCUUAAGCUGCAGCCACACUAGUGUGGAACCAUGGCGAUUUUUAACCGCGCAAUUUUGUAACGAGAACCCGAGUACAAGUCAUCGCACUUACUAUUUUGUCACGGGCCUAAUUGUCAUACACUAAAAUGUUCCGCGGUUAAAAACCGCCACAGUUCUGCUGUAGUACUACUAGGGCCUUAUUUGUUGUAUGAUGAGUUAUAAGCAUGUAGUAAGUACAAAGAGACAGUGACACAAAACAUCGGCCCUGUCCAAUGACAUUAUAAGUAAAAAGGUGUAGAUGAGUAGUUAUAAGUGCUCAGAGAGUGGCACAUAAAUAUGUAGACAAGUGGCAACAUUUUUGUAACUAGUAUCGGAUUGCUAGAUGGAAAAUAGAGAGAGGCGCUCCCUGUAAAGUGUCUUGCAUUAUGUUAAAGGUAAAUCGAGUUAUGACAUCUCCUCUUUGUAUUUGCUUCGUGAUUAUAAGCCUUUUAUAAUUUAAAAAUUGUAAUAUAGACUUUGUAUUGUUUUUCUACGUGUAAACAUAUUUAUUAGAAUCCAUUUUAUAACAUUAAAUGAUUUGAAUCGCGACUCGGUUCUACUCUACACUGCCAUUAUACACCAACUAAUAAAUGGGACUUGUAGGUAUUAUUAGCCAGUUAGCUUUAUCAGAUUUUUGACUUGUGAAACUAGCCCUUAAGUUAACAAUGAAAUAAAGUAAAGAAUAGCAUAUCAAGUGAAAGCAAUUACAUGAUUGACAAACUAUUUUGACAAUCCGUUUAAUUGACAGUUAAUUUUUGUGUUGCCAGGAUUGCUACUAUAACUCAACUAUUAGUUUUACCUGUGCCAAAUUCAUAAAAUAUUGUGUGAGAUUUAAUUAAAAUAAUUUUAUUUUUAUUCAUAUUAGUAUUUUAAAUUGUGCAAUCUAUGUUUCUGUUAUAUAAAAGCUUGGAAUUAGUUUUGUGUUCAAUGCAAUUAUUAUUUAAUGUGUUGUUUGAAAGAGACACAUUUUAUGUAAAAUUCAUCUAUCUAGUAUCAUACGAUGAUUUAAUUUGGAAACUCUAAAACGUAACUGUAAAAUAUUAUUAAAACUCUGUUAAAGUUUUUAUUAAAAAACAAUAUAAUAAACAUUGUAUUAUACGUAGUAUGCUAUAAAAUAUUAUGUAACAAUUUCUACACGAGGUUUUCGCUGAAGUAAAAUUCUUAACAAAACUUUCAAUAGCUCUGAAAUUCUUUCUACAGAAUCUACAGAAACUAAAAAAGGGUCUGUUUUUACUGAAGUCACAUUUUCUUUAUAGAUUUUUAUCGAAGUGAGAAAACAAUCAAAUUAUGAUUAUAUUCUAAGUUAACGAAGAUUAAGUGACAAUUUAUUCAUUGACUAAAAAAUUUUUUUUAAUAUAAUGGAUUAAAAACUUCUGUGAAUAUUUUAAGUAUUGUAUUAACAUUAUUCGUUUUAAAAAUAGUUGCGUCACUUUACUUGUAGUUUUCAAAAAAACAUACUUUAGAUUUGUAAAUAACAGGCUAUGUAAACAAAUUCCUCCAUAAUAAAUAAAUAACUGUAAAUAAAUCAUAAUUUUUGUGAAUUAUUUUAUUAUUAAAAUUACAUUUCGAUACUAUAUUAUGUUAUUGAUUUAACUAAAUUAGAGGUGAAACUGUAUUCAAUUAAUAAAUCAAUUAUUCAAUGUUAUUAUAAUUUCAAACCUAAAUAUUUGAAUAUCGGCCUCCUUAAAAGCCUAAUUUAUCAAAUAUUAAUUAUAUGUAAUUUAAAUGAAAUGUUAAUAUAAUGAAUAGCUAAAAUUAGUGUUGUAUCUUCUCUGUAUAUAUUUUUUGUAUAUUAAUGUUAGGGCUGUUCUCGUACUAUGCAAUUUGGAGAUUUGUAAAUAUAAUUAUAGAUAAAUAUAAUCCCUAAGAUCCGUCCGUCAUUCCAAUCGACAUUGACGUGAUAACACUAUCCUAAUAUCUUCUUAUAAAUUCCUAUAGUAGUAGAUAUUUACGAAACCAAUAUUGGACCUAAAAGGCAUCCCUAAACCACAUAUCAUUUCUAUCCAAUAUUUUGUACAAAUAAGGUUUAUUUUUCUUUAGGAUGCCAUCGCCAACGAUAAACGAACAUAGUGCGAGAACAACCUUUCUGUGAUAAGUCAUUAUAAAUAAAUGUCAACUCUAUUAUUUAGCUGAUAAAGUUUCAUUUACUUAAUUUCAUAGACGCAUCAAAUUGUAAGGUGUGAAGUAAAUAACUAAUAUUAUUAAGAACCUUGUAAUUUUUCAUUGUUAAAACGAACGAAUGCUAGGUAAAGUUUUAUUGUACUUAAUAAGUACAGAUUGUUUUGAAAAUAAAAGGAAAAGUUUUUUAUA
Spodoptera frugiperda (fall armyworm) is the source of this 5559-nucleotide messenger RNA. RefSeq names its product collagen alpha-1(XVIII) chain (gene Mp). NCBI's taxonomy places the organism in Eukaryota, Metazoa, Arthropoda, Insecta, Lepidoptera, Noctuidae. The record is from RefSeq and is a predicted model, not a curated record. The transcript has 23 exons. The coding region runs from base 361 to 3060 and encodes 899 amino acids.